Dermacentor silvarum is the source of this 7982-nucleotide messenger RNA. RefSeq lists its product as uncharacterized. The record is from RefSeq and is a predicted model, not a curated record. NCBI's taxonomy places the organism in Eukaryota, Metazoa, Arthropoda, Arachnida, Ixodida, Ixodidae. The transcript has 2 exons. Bases 532 to 1977 code for a protein of 481 amino acids.
UCUUAGCCCGAGGGUCCAGUUCAAAACAACAAAACAGGCACAAAAGCGCCGCGUCGAACUUCGGCCUGACAAGUUUUUUCUUCGCCUUUCGCAAGCGCUGCGUACCGCUUUGCGUGGCUGCCAAGCGACGUGACGAAGGUAUCGCGAAUGACGGAGCGGCAGCUGCGAACGAACUUCUCGACAGAGACGCCGAUUGUUGUGGGACCGUCCCAUUCGGGAAUCCUGUGUUUUCGCCCGUGACAGCGGCGGCGGAAGCAGGUUUAGCCGUCGCAGCUUUCACGUUGCAAUUUUCUGCUUGUUCUUAUCCUUUUCUCUCUCUCCCUCUCGCCAACGAGCCGAGCUCUCGUCGACGCCAUGGUUCGGACCUCGGUGACAGCAGUGCGUGUGUUGAGAGACUGCGAGUCGUGACGUCCUGCGCGCAGCGCUAGCGAGAGUGUCACUUGCACCUGACGCACGCGAUCCGUGCCGUCAUUUGAAGAGCGUGUGUGCGCGCGAACACCAGCGGUGCGUCGGGCGACGACAAGAGACGCUAUGUCGGCGACGACCGCGGACCAGACCCGCUCGCCCCCGAGCCUGGGGUCGUCGAGCAGCGGAAGCAGCACUCCGCGACCGCUGCUCAUAUCAGACACAAAGGACUUGCGCGCCGUGAUCGGCUGUCAGAUGCUCCUCUUGCACGCUCUCCGGAAGCGCCGAAGACGGAUGAUCCUGGACCGUCGCACGUACGCCGUGCAGAACACGAUGCUUUUGCGUCGCAUCCAGAGACGACAGUCGAGGAUCCACUUUCUCAUGAGCAUCCUGAAGACUGCCUUCUCGGCCGGCCUGGGCCGGGACCUGUGCCCGAACCGAGUGGCGAACUCCAACCACGUCUCCUCUUCGGCUGACUUCGUCGACGGCCUUUACGAGGGCGACACUGAGUUGGACGAGGCGUCGCAGGAAGCCAACGACCGCCUCCUGACGCCGGGACUCAUUGGCGACGACGUCUGGCUGAAUACGUUCAGGGUCGGGAAGGAUCUCUACCAUUUCCUGCUCACUGAACUCAAGCCCUUCAUGACGCUGGACCAGGCAGCCAACGGUGGCCACCCGCCGUACGAGCAGCGCAUCGCCAUAGCGCUCUGGCGUCUCGGCAAGGUCUGGGAUGACCCGGCACUGCUGAGGGCCUUCGGAGUGACAGGCGACACUGUCGGCGCCAUCGUGCGGGAGUUCUGUUCGGCAGUCGUUAAGGUGCUGAUGCCCCGAUUUGUGCAGGUACCCUUCGACGAAGACCUCGACGACAUCACCGACCAGUUUCGCGAAAAGGCUGGCCUUCCACAGUGCGCUGGUGCCCUCUGCUUUGCACACAUUCCCAUCCAGCCACCACCAGACGACGACUCUGGCGAGUACACUAACCCAGAAGGCUGGAACUCCAUCGUCGUGCAAGCCGUUGUCGGCGCUGACCGGCGUUUCUGGGAUCUCAACAUUGGAUGGCCCGGCAGCACGCAGGUGUCCCAGGUCUUGCGCAGCUCCAGCCUCUGGAAGAAAGGCGAGGAAGGCACACUCUUUGUUGGCCACGACGAGGACAAUCCCCAAGUGGGACGCACACACAGGGUUCUUGCAGCGGGUGCGGGCUACCCUCUCCGCAACUGGAUCAUCACACCGUUCCUCAACCCGGACGAACGGCAGCUCCGUUUCAACCGUGCCCUCUGCGAGGUUCUGUCAGUCGGUGAGGUGGCGUUCAGGCACCUCGAGGCGCGCUUCCCGUAUCUGCUGCGUCACAAUGGCAGUGGUGUCGACCUGAUGCCGAGUAUUGUGGCCGCGUGCAGCACACUGCACAACAUGUGUGAGGAGUGGGGCGAUGGCAUUGGCGGCGCAUGGCUUGCCGAGGCUUCGAGACACGCCCUGCCACAGCCGCAUCCUGGCGCGGAUCCAGCUCGAGACAUGUCACGGUGCCUUGAGGCAGAAGCCAUUAGGACGGCUCUUUUUGCGACUGUAGUUAAGUGAGGUUUGAGUUUCGAGUCGUCACGCGUUUGCUUUUCAUUUUAAGUAAGGGUCAACCAUCACUUUGCUUGAGCACUAACCAUCUUAACCUCAACAUGGCAAAUUUGCCUUCGGCCAACUACCUCUAUCCGGCUCAGUAUUUGGUGAGGCCCUGACGUCCACAUGGAUUUGCCCAAAGCGGUUCUUUUGAAGCUUGAGUUUUACGAUGAUUUGUGCUUUUUCGAAUUGAUGCAGAGAAGGUAUGGGUGACUGUACACCACGAACAAAACAGUCUUUGGGUGGUAUAAUGUCACAGUUCAGACCUGCUGCGGCAACUGGCUUUUUAAAGCUUCUUCCAGAGAAGCUAGACGCUUGGUAUCCUAAUACAAAACUGCCUGGAUGAUCAUUUGUAAGCAUAGUUCAGCGAGUUUACUUUUUUUCACACUGUCUUGCCCAAGGCGUACCUACGGUUGCUGGCCGACCAGAGCUUUGUUCUCAUUUAGAUUAUUUCAUGUUUCAAUCCUGAACAGUCUGAACAAUACUGCCAUGGUACUUCAGUCAAGGUCCAGCUUCAGACUUGGACAUAUCAGCUCAUCGUUUGUCCACGUGCCCACCAUUCGUACACAUGGCCUGCUCAAAACUCAGCCUCGUGUUGUCACAAACUUCCCACAUUUUGUGAGUAAUCGGUUCAUGCCAGCCCCUGUCGCACACACUCUGUGAUGAACUGAUUAGCCGCAAGUACAUCGUCACAUUCGCUCAUGUCCAUACCGCAGCCUGGUAUCAGUGGUCAGUAUCUCACUUGCACUCUGGCUCGAACCAUGCAGGUACAGGCAUAGAAUUUUUUUUUCACAGCCAAUUCUUGUCUGGUGAGUAAGCCAUUGUAGCAUUUAUUGCCACUGUCUUCCAUACCAUGCCUUUAUUGUUCUGUUCACAUUCAGGUGACAAAUAGUAAUCACCUUGGCUCGUUCAAGGUAUUGAUUCUCAUUCUAAGGGUACUUGAGGAAAAUCUGGGAGUGCAGCUGUUCAUCACAGUGGAAAUCAUGGGUGAUGCAUGGAUUUUUUUACAAUUUCACAUAGCUUUGUUGCGAAAGUGCACUGUGGCUUCUUUUAGUGCUCUUUACAGUUUGUUUGUGUGGCAGGAUAGCCUUGCAAUGUUUGUUAGAGCAGUCUUUGGAGCAAGUGUUCCACAUUAACAUCUGAAUAAUUUUGUCAUGAAAUUUCGGGCUCAUAAAUCUCAACACUUCAGAGUGUAUAACUAAGUCUAUAUCAUAUUUGGUCAGUAACACUUGCUGUGCAUAAAUCUUUCCGAUAUGCUGAAGUCUUUUUUUUUGCAGCCAAAUGGUAGAAAUUGUAAGCUAAAUAAGGUUAAUCAUUGCCAUUCAGUGAACCUGUGAUGAGUAAGUUGCUCCAGCGAUGGUGAUACGAGAAGCCACAAAGUUGUUCGGAGCCAAAGGGCUGAAGUUUAGACGAAUCCAUGGACUGCCCAUCAUUUCUCUGCUGGCUUAGCCACCAUGCUGGUGGACAUUAUGCGUACACUAACACCAGAUUUUCCUCCGGUGCUCUUAUUGUGAAACUGUGUUGUUGAAAUGGGCACACAAGCUGGCACCUGUUAUACAAGUGUUCUUCUGGAGAGCUGUGCACCGCGGCACGCUCGUGCUCACUGUUGCAAAAGCGCAGCAAUAUUUUUUGUCUAUAUAGGGGGGGUUGCAGCAAGUGCAAAUAGCAAUAGCUGUGAUUGUCAAGUUUCAUUCUUGCAAAGUAGGGUUGCCUUGGGUUCAGCUGUUCAAAUACAAGGCAAAUGUAGAUAUCGGGCAGUAUUCUCGCCCGAUCAUCACAUUGGGGAUGCACAAUCGCUGUUGCGAGAUUUCAAAUGACUCAACACUGGAUUCCGCCGGCGUAUAUGGCCAACGGUGUUCCUGACACAGUGACAAGCUUGCUAUCAUUGCACAGUUCCAGCAACGGUGUUCUUGGCACAGUGAUAAGCUUGCUGUUGUUGCACAGUUCCAGCAACACUGCCAAGUGUGCGACGCAAGGCCUCAUGAAAGUGAUCGCGUCAGAGUACCACCCGUGGUUUUGUAAUGCACGCACCACAGUGCAUGACAUUUAUUGCAUCUAUAAGGGGAAGAAAGUGAAAAUAUGAGUGGUGAAAGUGGGGGUUUUGAUGUUUGGUCAACUGUCCACGAGUUGUUGCUAUCUUUACGCACUUUGAAGAUAAAUUUGUUAGUUCGUAGUGGACGAUAUUAAGGAACAAAGCAGGUGCUCAGUUGUUGUCAGAAAAAAUAUAAAGAGGACCAGUAUUGCAAAACAUAGGAAUACUGAAUUUUGUGACUACAUUCUUGGAAAGGAUGUCAGCAGCUCAGACUACACUUGUAAAAGAGUGUUUAAUGCGAACAAACUUGAUAUUGUGCCUUGCCAUUACUUCGUGAACAGUACAGCUGGCAAUAACUGCCUAACCAGCAUAAAAUUUCCAUAUACUACAUCGCAGUGUAUUGUCACUUUUGUCUUAUUCUUUAAGUACUCAAAUGGUUGCUAUAAAUGCUUGGAUGUCUUUUCAAGUUAGAGCGCCACUGACCUACCGUGGUAGCUAACUGGCUAUGGCACUCUACUGCUGAACAAAAGGUUGCGGGUACGAUUCCCAGCUGUGCAACUGUACCUUGCUUUGGGUCCACUGUGAAGAAACCCAGGUGGUCGAAAUUAAUCCGGAGCCCCUCACUGUAGGCGUCAAUGUACAGGUUUGGGGCAUUAACCCCCAUAACUUGUAUUCUAAAGGAACACUAAAGGUAAAUAUUAACCAGAGUUAGAUUCAUAGAUUAUUCGUCCAGAAGCCUAUAAUCAUUUUCGGUGUGCCAACACAUGACUUUGUUGCGUAUGAAAUUGCCUCCAAAGGUCUCAUUGCUGCUCCUCGAUUUCAAUUGCCCACAUCAAAUCAGACGAGUUCCCCCGUGAUCUCCCUCUCUGCCGCUGUCUGUGACCCAGUCAGUGCCGACGUCGCAUGAGAUGUACCUUAGUGCAAAAUAGGCGGUGCCGCUCUGAUUUCCCAUUUCUCGUCAUUUUCUCACUUGCAAAAGCUCUGUUCUCACUAUGACUGACGGACACGUUAUUAUAGAAGUCCAGUCUUUUCAUCUAGCUUGACUUAGUAUUUUCAUUUAAUGUAAGAGCCACAGAGCUGUUAAUUUGGCGGCAAAAGGCGUAGCACACCCAAAGCGGGACAAAAGAAGGACACAGACUAUAUGCACAUUUGGCAUUUAAGAGCUUGUGGUGCUGUUUGUCUAAAUUCACCAUCUCUAUUACUAUUUUGGUUAACACAAAUUUUGCGCAGCACUGUGUUAAGACAAAAACAUGUACUUUAUAAGCACUCCACAAAUCCCGGAAGCAUUUCGGUAAGUUGCUGGCCUUAUUUCGAGUGCAACAAAUUUCAUUUGGAUUUGUCCGGUGGCUGGUGUGAAAAAAACUGUCUCCAUUUCCGUGUGUUUGGACAGGAUUGCCCAAGGUAUAUCACCCUCUCUGUGCAUCGUUUUCGAGCUCUUUUUAUAUGUAUGCGAUAGGGUAUAGCUGGUCACAAGUUUCCACAGCUCCACAUCACAAGAUGGCCAUCGUAUGGCCUUUGAGAAUCUCGUGCACUGUACAGGUCACACAAAGACUGUCCACUGAGACUAUUGAAGAAAAAAGGAAAGGCAUUCCUUAAUUUGGCAGGGGAAGCACUUCCAUAUUUUCUUGUAUCUUUAUGCUUGUGUUUUGUUUGUGACGCGUGUAGGCACGCAAUGUCUCAUGACAUCAUUGUUGCUUGCAUUUUUUAUAGAAUUCUGUUUAGCAGAGUGAUGCCUCUUGUAAUUAUCUGUUGUGUGUGUUUUCAAAGAAUUUGCAUUCCAGCAUUUUGGCACUGAAAUGCCUUUUUUUUUUUCCAUUCUUACCUGACAAAAGUGAUGUCAGUUCCAUUUACGGGUAUUUGAGGAUUAGAAACAGCAAGCGCAUUCGUGUAUUUGUACCUCUUAAGCUGCUACAGUCCUUGUCGAAAAUUUCAAUAGCUACAUUUUUACUGGGGUGAAAUGCAAGAAUGCUUACGUACGGCUCGUUUGGUGCGUGGUAAAAGAACCACAGGUGCUGAAAAUAAUCUGGAGCUCCUUGCUGUGGUGUCUCUGAUAGCUGCUGUGUAGCUUUUGGGGAUUGAAUUCAUGGUUUAACCUUGCAACGCAGAAUCAUUUGAUUGGGCAAUGCACUGAUGCGCCGUAGAACAUUUCUUGCAUCAAAGCUAGACAACGCUGUUCGCUUUCCUAAACUUUUAUAAUCUCUGGUACAAUACAGGAGCACCAUAGCAGGCUAGAGUGACAAAUUGUUACGUGGGUUUGAAACUUUUGACAAUGGCUGUACACUGUGAAACCAACACAGAACAGCCCGCAUGAUUUAUGUUUCAAACUGUCUUGCCUUUUGCCUGGCGCAUUCUUGAACAUGAGAUCUACUUAGAACACAUCAAGAAGUGGUGUUUCAAUUCUCACUCAUGUUGUUUGAGUAUUGAUGUGUUGCCUACCUUCUGUACAUGUUACUUCACUGUGACCGGAGGCUGGUGAUCAACGGUCCUUUUUAUAGAGAAUUGCAGAGUUCAGGAACUGUCGUUUCCUUCGUCCCACUUGGAAGUGGUCACAUAUCAUUUUAACUAAGCGAUGUCGGAACAACACUUGAACAUGUAAAUAGUAGUGGCAGAGAUCAGUGUACUGAUAUGUACUUUUAUGUUGUUUUCUGCGACGAGAAACGCCCAGCUGAGUAUGCUGUUCCACUGACUAUAUUACACUGCUCACAUUUAAUGUGCCUCAUGUUACUGUGUUGCUGUGUCAUUAAGUCAUGAACACUACAUUUUGGCAGCUAAUAAGAUCCUUUAGUAAUUGGGCGUGUGAAAUCGUCGUAAAAGGGGGCUUCCAAAAUAUUUUGUCUUCCAUGCGUAAGCUGUCAGAAGUGGCAGCCUGUUGCCAAGCACGGGACCAACCCCUUUUCCCAUUUCGCGGGCUGUGUUGCUAACUACUCGUUUCAUACAUUAACCAUGAGCCUUGCACUUGUAUGUCCCCCUCUCUCCCUGUUGUUAAAGAACAUUUAUUGUAUACGGAGCUAGAAAACAGGUACAUGAAGUUUGAGAACGAAAUCAGUGUUCUUUCUGCUGCAAUGCAUGUAGCGAGAAUACUUAGCCCCUGAAGUACAUGAUCCUUGACGAGUUCUCACUGUGAUAAAUUAUUAGAUGCAUUCCUCUUUUCUCUUCAAGCAGUGAGAGGUAGUAUCUGGUUUCAUGAUUGCGCUGCUGUUGUUAUGCCCUGUAUAUUCUCCAUGUUUUGGUGAACUGCGUAAUAGUUUAAUUAUUAACCAGUGCAGGGAACUUUUGUCAAGUUGCUGUGUGAUAGUUUGCCAUUGCCCGGGCCAACUCGCCUACAGCUACAACUUUUGGGAAACUAGCCAGCAUAAGUGCUUGAGAAUGUUUAGUCUGCAAAAGGUUAAUUUAAUAGUCGUACGUAUCAAAAGUAAAUAAAAUGCUGUUGCAUAAUCAAAUUCCCCGUGUAGACAGUCUUGCAGAACUUUUAAGGUUCUGCAAACGAUUGCUACAAAUGCGUAUGGAUUCUAUCAUGCUUCCUGUUACGUUUUUUUUACAAUUCCUGUGCCAUCUGAUAGUCUGUCUCGUGGUCCAACGCUGCGUGAGAACUAGAAUUUAGUUUGGCUAAGUGAGUUUGUGUUAGCCUGUGCUUCAUUCUUCGAAUAGUUCUAUUUGCAUGAAACAGCAAACUGCAAAAGUCAUGGUUCUUUAGGUCCUUCAUAAUUUAAAUGUUGUUACUAGGCUCAACCUUCUGACCCAGCACUGUGCACAACAUUUAGUUAAAACUUCUUCCACUGACGAAAGAACAACAGCUUGUGGGGGAGGGGGGUGGUUAAUUGCAAGCACAUGUAGUUUUGUAUCCCUGGCCUCGUUUUUUAAAAGUGUAUUGAUACUCUUGCAUGCAAUUGAGUCAUUUCUCUCAUUGCACUUCCCGAAAGUACGAAUCAACUUGCACACA